AUGGAGCAGAGGAUGUUGCGGCCGGCGGCGCCCAGCACCAGCUGCGCGUGCCCUCUGGCGGGGCGACCUCACCCGGCGGAGCCAGGCCGUGGAGCGGUCGCGGCGGCGGGGCCGACGCUCCGGCCAGCCCGCGGCGUGGCGGAGGCGGCGCGGCCCCUCCGGCCAGCCAGCAGCGUGGCAGAGGAGGCGCGGCGGCGGCUCCCGGCGCACAGGCCACAGAGCAGCCUCCCCAGGCCAGAUCAGGAGAUUGACAACGAGAUCCGGCAGAAGAAAGAGGCCUGCUACACCGACGUCGAGAACGGGCUGUGGGGCUGGGUGUGCAGGUCCUCGCCGACGGAGAAGGAGAACUGCGUGCUGCGCUGCCUCUCGUCGGAGUGCUACGACCUCAUAUACGGCGGCGAUCCAGUGAGUGGUGGCAUCAGGACCUUGAGGAAGGGGAGUUGGACUAUGUUCGAGGCCAGGAGUACAAGUACUGUAUGCACAAAAAAUCAAUGGUUUCUUGGAUUAUUUACUUAUGGUUUGGAACAUAAUUCCAACUGGCGUGUUGAGUGGCGCAACAUAUAUUGUCCUCUCAAAACUUACCCAUCCACCAACAUUUAUCCUGCUUAUUUGGGAGUAACUGAUGGUGAUGUUGAGGAUGAUACAAGUUUUGAUGGUGGUGAGACUGAAAUGCUGGCGCGUGAUUUUAGGACAGUCACCAUUCAAGAUAUCCUGCAGACUACAACUUGGUUAAUGAUUUGGCUUAUACCGUUGCCUCUUGAACACUCAUGGCCAACCAUCUUGCAACCAAACAUGCGGCGGGCAGCAGGUGAUGCUGGUUUCAUUCAGGACAAGAUUGCAGAGUUGGCAGACAGCAAUUGGAGGGUGAUCACCAAUCCACUUGUUGAGCUGCUGAUCUGA
Molecule: messenger RNA, 900 nt
Organism: Miscanthus lutarioriparius
Lineage: Eukaryota; Viridiplantae; Streptophyta; Magnoliopsida; Poales; Poaceae
Source: the annotation of a GenBank genome assembly